AUGCCCACAAUACUCCUCGGAAUCGCUCUUGCCAUAGGAGUGACUGUAGUGUGUGCUGUUGUAGGAGUUUUCUUCAAAAAGUUGAAGAGGGAUUUAGUUUCCCAGGUGGAUUUAACCAUCGAAGUCUCCGCACCUAUAGCGGAGCCGACUCUCGCUGCCGAAGCGGAGGGAGACACUCCAUGCCAGGAGCCAACGACUCUCGCUGCCGAAGCGGAGGAAGACACUCCAUGCCAGGAGCCAACGACUCUCGCUGCCGAAGCGGAGGAAGACACUCCAUGCCAGGAGCCAACGACUCUCGCUGCCGAAGCGGAGGAAGACACUCCAUGCCAGGAGCCAACGACUCUCGCUGCCGAAGCGGAGGAAGACACUCCAUGCCAGGAGCCAACGACUCUCGCUGCCGAAGCGGAGGAAGACACUCCAUGCCAGGAGCCAACGACUCUCGCUGCCGAAGCGGAGGAAGACACUCCAUGCCAGGAGCCAACGACUCUCGCUGCCGAAGCGGAGGAAGACGCUCCAUGCCAGGAGCCAACGACUCUCUCUGCCGAAGCGGAGGAAGACACUCCAUGCCAGGAGCCAACGACUCUCGCUGCCGAAGCGGAGGAAGACACUCCAUGCCAGGAGCCAACGACUCUCGCUGCCGAAGCGGAGGAAGACACUCCAUGCCAGGAGCCAACGACUCUCGCUGCCGAAGCGGAGGAAGACACUCCAUGCCAGGAGCCAACGACUCUCUCUGCCGAAGCGGAGGAAGACGCUCCAUGCCAGGAGCCAACGACUCUCUCUGCUGGAGCGGAGGGAUACACUCAAUGCCAUGAGCCAACGACUCUCUUUGCUGGAGCGGAGGGAUACACUCCAUGUCAUGUGCCAACGACUCUCGAUGUUUAA
Molecule: messenger RNA, 882 nt
Organism: Penaeus chinensis
Lineage: Eukaryota; Metazoa; Arthropoda; Malacostraca; Decapoda; Penaeidae
Product: fibrous sheath CABYR-binding protein-like
Exons: 1
Coding region: 1-882 (293 amino acids)
Source: RefSeq, a predicted model, not a curated record